Trichogramma pretiosum is the source of this 1736-nucleotide messenger RNA. RefSeq names its product ubiquitin-like-conjugating enzyme ATG3 (gene Atg3). Gene Ontology annotation, molecular function: Atg8-family ligase activity. Gene Ontology annotation, biological process: autophagosome assembly; autophagy of mitochondrion; nucleophagy. The record is from RefSeq and is a predicted model, not a curated record. Gene Ontology annotation, cellular component: cytosol; cytoplasmic ubiquitin ligase complex. The coding region runs from base 235 to 1179 and encodes 314 amino acids. The transcript is spliced from 7 exons. NCBI's taxonomy places the organism in Eukaryota, Metazoa, Arthropoda, Insecta, Hymenoptera, Trichogrammatidae.
UCGCAUUUGAUGUGAAUAUUCAGUUUGCUAUAGUUCAUUGUUCAGCAAGUCCGAAGCAAAUUUUGUAAUAAAAUUUGAUGCAAAUACGAUAAUCUUUAAUAGUGAUAAAACCGAACUCUGUAUUGGCUCAGGUGCAUGCUAAAGUAUAUAAAUAAAAUUUUUAAACCCUUAUGAAACUGUUAUAGUUUUUCAUAAAAACUCACGAUUUCAUCCUAAAAAGGUACAUUAUACAGAAUGCAAAGCGUAAUAAACUCAGUGAAGGGCACAGCUCUCAGUGUUGCCGAAUAUUUAACUCCUGUUUUAAAGGAGAGCAAGUUUAGAGAAACAGGGGUAUUGACACCAGAAGAAUUUGUUGCUGCUGGGGAACACCUGGUUCAUCAUUGCCCAACAUGGCAGUGGGCAGUAGGAGAUGUAGACAGAACUAAACCAUAUUUACCAAAGGAUAAACAAUUUUUGCUUACUCGUAAUGUCCCUUGUACUCGUAGAUGUAAACAGAUAGAAUAUUGCGAUGAUCUUGAACAAAUUAUAGAAACAGAUGGUGAUCCAGAAGGUGGUUGGGUUGACACACAUCAUUAUGGAGUAAAUGUUGGAGGAGUAGAAGAAAAAGUAUCAGAAAUGACACUUGGAGAAGCGCAACCAACUAAUUCAAAUGUUGUAAGUUCUUCAGCUGAUGAUGAUGACGAAGAUGAAGAAGCUGCUGAUAUGGAAGCUUUUGAAGUCAGUGGAAUGCUUGAUGAACGAGAUAAGUAUACAACAGAAUCAGUGAAACCCAAUAAAGAUAAAAAAGAAGCCUUCUCUGAAGGUGAAAUUAUUAAAACUCGCACUUAUGAUUUACAUAUAACUUAUGAUAAAUACUAUCAAACGCCUAGGCUUUGGUUAUUUGGAUAUGAUGAGAAUAGGAAACCAUUGAAUGUUGAAGAAAUGUAUGAAGAUGUAAGUCAAGACCAUGCAAAAAAAACAGUUACUAUGGAAACUCAUCCUCACAUGCCUGGCCCUCCUAUGGCAUCAGUACAUCCUUGCAGGCAUGCUGAAGUUAUGAAAAAAAUAAUUGAAACCGUGAUGGAAGGUGGAAGAGAACUAGGUGUUCAUAUGUAUCUUAUAAUAUUUUUAAAGUUUGUUCAAUCAGUGAUUCCUACAAUUGAAUAUGACUAUACUCAAAAUGUUACUUUGACUAGCUAGAGCAAAAUCAAACUUGUAUAAUUUUUCCACAAUAAUUUUAGAACGAUUUUCAUUAUAUUAUGCCCCAUAGUCUUCUACAAUUUAUCAAUUAAAAAUUCUUAUAAGAGAUUUAUAUAUUUAAGCUUGUGGUAGAUGAACUACAGUGUACCUACUUUUAAUCCAAAAUAAUGAAUACCUGAUAUGGAAGAGUGAAAUGCUGGUAUGAAUAUAUUAUAGUUAAUUACAUGUAUAAAACAAUGGGGUUGCUUUGCAAAUGUCUGGCUCAUUAUAAGACUUCUGUGUUUGUCUUUAUUCCUAAUAUGAUCUGAAAAUUGAAAGUAAAAUUUUUUUAAUGAAGAGCAUGGUCUCAACUGUCAAGCUAUUUGAAAAUAAUAAUUUGCACAAUUAAAAUUACAGUUAUGUAAUCAUAGUCAUUUUUCCAUCUUUGAACAAUUUUUAUUUUUCAUUUUUUUAUUUGUACAAAACUCUUAAAUAUAUAAGUUAUGUAAACAAUUCAUUGAUAUAAAAUGUUUAUAUAUUUGGUUAGGAUAAUUAGUACAUGUUAUACAUAAUCAUGA